Messenger RNA from Cydia fagiglandana, 2492 nucleotides. Its product is annotated as lipopolysaccharide-induced tumor necrosis factor-alpha factor homolog. NCBI's taxonomy places the organism in Eukaryota, Metazoa, Arthropoda, Insecta, Lepidoptera, Tortricidae. The record is from RefSeq and is a predicted model, not a curated record. The coding region runs from base 221 to 709 and encodes 162 amino acids. The transcript is spliced from 2 exons. Gene Ontology annotation, molecular function: zinc ion binding.
UUUACGUCAUUGUCCUCAUUCAUUCACUCAUUGGGGAAAUCCUAAUCAUAUUUAUUAUCGUUUUGUACUUUUCGACUAAAUACGUUUUUAAAUUCAAAGUUCAGUGUGACUAACAGUCGUUGUUUUAAUCCGGAGAAAACACUACGUUCUGUUAUUGAUUAACUGUUUCUUGGGUUGUGAUUUUAGUGCCGUCUAUUAGAAGUGUUUAUAGUUCGUCACAAUGGCUAGUAAUACUCCGUCCGCUCCCAGCGACCUUCCACCCGCGUAUUCGGAGGUCGUCGGUAAUCCGCAGUACGGGUUCGUGGCUCCAGAGGGUUCGUUCGCAGAUCCUCACGCUGCGUACAAGCCGUCGUUUACCCCAGCGGGGGUGUACCCGCACCCGCCCAGCGGGGCCACGACGGCACAGCCCCAGCCGGGCGUGCCGCCGCCGCCGCCGGGCGCCGUUCCCGUGGGGAUCGUACUGCCGCAGGCGGUGGGCAGCGAGCCAACGACCAUCACCUGCUUCAACUGUGGGAAAGUAGUCACCACCAGAGUUACAUACACAACAGCCUGGCAUACCCAUUUAGUAGCUGGAUCAGUGUGUGUUAUCACAAUGGUGUGCUCUCUGUGCUGCCUCGGGCUGGUGCCAUACUGCUUCGACACGUUCAAGGACGCGGAACACUACUGCCCCAACUGCAACACAUUUGUCGGAAAGAGCAACAAAUGCUAAACAUUCUUAUGAAUUUUUACCCUCUUACGAGUUGACAAUAGCAAUGACUUAUUAGCUAACCCCCUUAUUCAUAACCGUUUACUAAAGUUAACAAGCCGAUAAUAAUUGUUUGUCCCUUUCCGACGUAUUGGUAUGAUGAAAAGGGACAAAUUAUUAUUAUCGGCUUGUCAACUAUAGUAAAUAUUUAUGAAUAAGGGGGUAAUUAUCUAUCUUAUUGUGCCCUUCAAUAAGCCCUUGAUUAAGAUAGUUACAUUUCCAAGUUAGUUUUUAACUAUUGUACUAGUACCACAUCCAUCUUAGUGCUGCUUGAAUUAUAUCAUGGCCUAUCAAUUUUAUAUACUUUUGCCUCAUAUUCUUUUUAUUUUUACAUUUAGCGCAUAUACAAAUGUUGUAAAUUAUGUACUAUUUUUAUAAUGAAAUCUAGCACUAUUUUAUUAUUCAGUCUAAGCCUCAUGAACAUUGUAAGACAUGAAUUAGCUGAAAUAAUAAUUCUGUGGUACUAGUGAAUAAGGGUAUUGCGCAGCUUAGAUGUAUAAGAUAAGGUCAUAAGUGUUAGGAACUUACUCCCUUUCACGCCUGCGCUGCGCGAGACUUGUACCUUUAUUCACUAAGGCCACAGAAUUUAGAUAGUAGAUUUAAUAAACUUUUACAUUUGAUAGAUUUAAAUAUAUGUAGUUAUCAACCAUAAGUACCAUACAUAAUUUUGUACUGCCAGCGGGCUUAAUACAAGAGCGCCACUACAGUAUCUCGCCCACGGGAUUACCCGUCCCUCCCUAAUUAAUACAGUUAGGAAAAAACGGGUAGUCUUUCUUGCGCGCAAAAUACUGUGCUAAGCCCAACACAGGGCAAAAGAAAUGUUUGUGACAAUAUCUUGAAAAACUAUGCAGAUACCUAUGUAAUGUUUUCUACAUUAUAAAACAAAUAUGUAUAAACAUACCUAGGUACCUACUGAUUGUGAUUAAUUAUUAUUUUUGUUCCACUAAAGAUUUGCAGAACUGUAAGUAAUUGCCAGUGCUAACUACAAAAUAAGUAAUGGUUUAUGUGUCAUAUUUAGUGAUGAUAAAUUUGAAUUCAAUGGAUGUAAUUAUGAUAUUCGCAUUUUAUGGCUAGUAUGGAAUAUACCGUCAGGUGACAAGCAAAAGUCACUAAUUACUAAAAAAAUUUAAAUAAAAAUCGACCUUCUUUUAGUACUAAUAUGGUUCACUAUGGCUAUGAACUUGUGGUGGUACUUAGUGACUUUUGCUUGUCACCCAACGAUACAUCCUUGUAAAUUUAACGAAUUCCCAAAAGCUUUGGCUGAGAAUGAGGGGUGUAAAAUGCUGCUUAUAAAUAAGUUAAAUGAAGUAACUUUCGUUUUUCGACUAAGUAGCUUUUUUACCAUGUAGUAUUACCAAAUAAGCACCAUUUAUAUGGUUUACUAUGUAUACGUGUUUAAUUUGCUGUUGUGGUUGCUUUUCAUAUAUCAUUGUGCUUAUAUUCUUUUCAAGCCAGGUUGACAUGCUAUAAACCCUGAUAGUGAUAUCCCACAUCUAUAAGUUAUAUUGAUAAUUACCUACAUCAAAGGCAACUUACUUUUCGAACAUUCCAAUACUAACCGGCAAUUAUUUGUCACAAGAGUUAUUUUAGUACAAUAUAAAUCCAAUGUUAAAUUUAAAUCCACUUUACUACGGAGUACAGACUACAAAAGACUAAUUUUUAUUAUAUACCUAUUACCUAUGUAUAUUAGGUGUGAGGUGCCAAUUGUAAACGUUUUUAUGAUUCAAAAUAAAAUCAGGUAAAAUUG